GGAAACAACAAAAGCCAUUCCACGAAGCGAUCACAACCCACAUCCUCUAUACCUUCACGAGAACGAACGAACAUGGCAGCCAAUUCAUCCGAAGCCGGUGUUGAAACCACCUCACCAAGCAUGCUCGAGAGAAGAAACAGUUUGGAGAAGCAUUUACAGCAGCGUCCAGAUGAGCAGGACUUGAAGGACAGACAUAUUCUGCUGGACACAACCGCAGCGCCGGCGUUGCAGGCGCGACAACAAGAGUUGGAGAGGCAGAGGAUUACGGAUAACCUUAAGAAGGGUCUCAGCCAUCGCUCCGACAAGGAGACACUCAUUGCAAAGAACAUUCUCCCAGAGUCGACGGCAGCUCCUGCUAUCCAGGCUCAGCAGAAGGAGUUGGAGCACCAUAUGCGCGCAGACAGCUUGGAAAAGGCGCUGAAGGAGCGUCCAACGCAGGAACAGCUGGUCAAAGAUGGCAUCCUCAAAGACGAGAAUGCGGUGUGAAGGAAGUGGAUUUUGGCAGGAAUAGUGACUAUAAGUGUGGAUCAUUCAUCAUUAUUAUUGCCCCGGUCCUGCGAGGCCUCGUGGAGGUGGACUCGCAGACGUGGCGAGUGGGAUUGCGUAGCAUCCGAGGUGGAGACUGGACUGUUUCAAAACGC
This is a messenger RNA of Pseudocercospora fijiensis CIRAD86, 641 nucleotides long. RefSeq lists its product as uncharacterized. The transcript has 4 exons. The record is from RefSeq and is a predicted model, not a curated record. Bases 73 to 486 code for a protein of 137 amino acids. NCBI's taxonomy places the organism in Eukaryota, Fungi, Ascomycota, Dothideomycetes, Mycosphaerellales, Mycosphaerellaceae.